CACCUCUCCAUUACAUCUUAGUUUCCAAGGCGACAGGCAGGGCCUUUCUCCUGAAAGGCACCGCAUCAUCACCAUCCAUCCACCCAGGGCUGGUCGAGAGGCAGCAGUAGCAGGCAGCAAGCAGCAGCCCCGCAGUGGGUCACAUCAGGCACCUCCCUCCCCCUCUCUCUCUUGCCUCAUGUCGCGCUGCAAGUCUCCGCCAACACUCAGGAAAAGGAAAAUGGAGUAAGAAGAGAAGAGGAAUGUGGUAGCUGAUUGAGAACGGAUCUAGCUGUAGGAUCUAGCUGUUAUUCACCAUGAUCGCUGCUGUGUCUCCCAUGGCCUGUGAGGCUAUCUCGCCCAUGAUCACCUCCGUCACGCCCACCCUGGAGUCCAGCCCUAAGGAGGAGGAGGAGGCAGGCCUCAGCCCCAGCCAGGGUGGUCUCUGUGGGGAAGGUCUGGCCCAGGAGAGGGACCCGGCCCAGAGGUAUCAGAACAAAAAGCCCCCUCCCCUGCACACGGGGGCGGACUGGAAGGUGGUGCUGCACCUGCCUGAGAUCGAGACGUGGCUGAGGGCCACUACUGAGAGGGUCCGGGACCUCACAUACUCUGUCCACCAGGACUCAGUCAACAAACACGUGGACGUGCAUCUAGUGCAGCUGAAGGACAUUUGCGAGGACAUCUCGGACCAUGUAGAGCAGAUCCACGCGUUGCUGGAGACCGAGUUCUCUCUGAAGCUGCUGUCCUACUCUGUGAACAUCAUCGUGGACAUCCGCUGUGUCCAGCUGCUGUGGCACCAGCUCCGUGUCUCUGUCCUGGUACUGAAGGAGAGGCUGCUGCAGGGCCUCCAGGACUCCAACGGAAACUACACCCGACAGACAGACAUCCUCCAGGCCUUCUCCCAGGACCACGACCAGACUCGCCUGGAUGCUCUGACUGAAGUGGACGACUGUGGCCAGCUGACCAUUAAGUGCAGUCAGGACUACUUCUCCCUGGACUGUGGCAUCACAGCCUACGAGCUCAGCGACUACAGCCCCAGUGAGGACCAGGAGGGUACCAGGGGACCAGGCCAGGAUCCCCGGUGUAGCUACCCCGGGCUGGAGAGAGACUUCCCAGAGCUCAUCCAGAGUGUGGAUCUGCUGACCAUCACGGUCAAGCAGAACCAGAACCAAGGGGUCGUCCCAGAGCAGGAGGAGGAGGAGCCAGGGACCUCCAUAGAGAGACUGAAAGACACACUCUGUAGCGGAGGAGAGGACAACAAUCCUGCACCAGGAACCACAAUGCACUGCGGCACGCCCCAGAACGAGAGCACUCUGCUCUCCAAGCGCCCACUCCAGGGCAGCGUGAGUAACGAGGUGUCCCCCACCCGGCCCUCCCUGCCGAAGAAGCCCAUGUACCUGGAGGGAGAAGCUGAGACCAGCCUCAGCCUGAGGAGAUCCACACUGCCUUCCUCUCUUCAGUUCCAGGCAGACCUGAGCCGGAGCACCCCCUCCCUCCUGGACCCUCCAGAUCGCUCCAAGUUCUGGCUGGAGCUGGACGCUGUGUACCCCAGCAACGCCAGUCAGUCCUACAACAGCCUGCAUGCAAUGAAUGACAGGAACCUGCAGGCCAGCAGACAGAGCGAGGCGGGACGGUACCAGAGACAGGGGGGCCCUGCUGGAGCUCACAUCCCCCUGCAGAGGAGCUCCUCAGAGGCAGGGCGGGGAGGCCAUUUCCCCCAAGACAUCUCCCCCAUCCCCAUCCCCUUCUCAGGCACUGGAGAAUGCAACAGGGACAUGGAUGAUCCACAGACAGUCAGAGACACAAACAGCCCCUUACUUUCUCACAUGAGGGGACCCUUGGACCACGAAUCCCAUGACGAGGCCUCCAGCGAGGACUCCAGUCCCCUCAAAAAAGCAGCAGACUGGAUCAACCAGCGCCAGGGGCCCCGGGGGCCCAAGCGGCACCUCCAAGCCCAAGCCUUAGCCGAGGCUAGCCCUAACCCCAGCGAGGAGCGAUGGUUUGGGUCAGAUGAGUUCUUGGCUCUGCCCGCCCAGCUGAAGAAGACAGAGAUGCUGGCUAUGAAGCUGGAGACCCUGGCCAAAGCGCUGCCCCAGAGACCCGGCCACCGAGGACACCACGAGUCCAUUCAGGAUGUGGACGACUGGGAGCUGACUGAGGUCAACUCAGACUGGGAGGGCGAGGGCCCGGGCAGCCCCAACCUCCAACAGCCCUACAAGAGGCCCUUCCGGGUGGGGAUGGGGCAUUUCUCACCCACCUCGUCCAGCGACAUGGCUCCGUCCCUGGAUGAGAGCCUUGAGUCGGGCCCCCUCAGUGACCUACUGUCUGAGGACGAGGCCUGGAGCUCCGGGGAGAGUAGGAUGAGAGACAACAACAGGGGCUGGAGCUCCGGGGAGACCAGAGGGAGCUCUACUGGCUCCAGAAGGGGAGACAGCAACAGGUUACUGCUGCAGCCCACCACCACUUCCAUGGCCCCCCACAUAGAGACACAGUGUAAACCCCUCAUCCAACAGCUGCAGGAUGACAUCCAGCACCACGACAACCACCCAGACAUAUGGGGCAAGAUAGAGGUAAGGAGAGACACAGCCUCUGUCACACACACCUGCCAGGACCCAGCCUCAUCCUGCCUCAGACCCAGCCUCAUCCUGCCUCAGACCCAUACCCAUCCUUCCUCAGCCCUAGCCUCAUCCUGCCUCAGACCCAGCCUCAUCCUGCCUCAGAUCCAGCCCCAUCCUGCCUCAGACCCAGCCCCAUCCUUCCUCAGACCCAGCGCCAUCCUGCCUCAGACCCAGCCCCAUCCUGCCUCAGACCCAGCGCCAUCCUGCCUCAGACCCAGCCCCAUCCUGCCUCAGACCCAGCCCCAUCCUGCCUCAGACCCAGCCCCAUCCUGCCUCAGACCCAGCCCCAUCCUGCCUCAGACCCAGCCCCAUCCUGCCUCUGACCCAGCCCCAUCCUGCCUCAGACCCAGCCCCAUCCUGCCUCAGACCCAGCCCCAUCCUGCCUCUGACCCAGCCAUCCACAACCACAUCAAAGCCUGUCUAAGAAAGCUUCAAGCUGAACGUGGACAGUCACUGUUCCCUGAAAGACUGUGUACUAAUACAUUGUGUCUGGUUCUCCAGAGCUUCAAGCUGAACGUGGACAGUCACUGUUCCCUGAAAGACUGUGUACUGGAAGAAGGCAGGCAGCUGCUGGAAGUCAUCAUCUCCCACAAAUCAGGCCUGAGGGACAUGCUCCAGAUGACCGUACACCAGUGGCAGGAGCUCCAGAGGCAGAUCCGUCGCCAGCACAGCUGGAUGCUGCGCACUCUGGAUGCCAUCAAAGCCCACAUCCUGGCCACUGAGGCUGAGGCCUCUCAGGAGGCAGAGACCACGGGUCCACUAGCCAGCCCCAAGGUGGAGUUGCUGCAGAGCCACCAUGAGGCCCAGAGGGAUGCCCUGGACCAGCUGAGCCUGAAGCUGAACAGCCAGCAGUACUGCACUGGCACCAAUAGGAGGACUGGGAGGGAGUACACACAGAUGUCCAAGAACAACAGUCUGCAGGAGUUUGAGUCAGAAUUCCAGGAGCUCUGGGAUUGGCUUAUGGACAUGGACUCGGUGGUGACGGACAGCUACAAGCUGAUGAUGUCAGAGGAGCAACAGCAGUAUCUCUACAAGGGGAACAGUGUAGAGAUGAGUAUGUGGCACCCUAAGAAGACACACCUCCUGGGCUGGGCCGAGAGCCUGCGGAGGAGCGGAGCACAGCUCCCCCCGGACUUCGACGAGCGAGUCAAUGCCAUGACACAGAAGUGGGACCAGCUGCAGAAGAUCCUGGGGGAGUCUGUGGGGAGCACCAGCCCAUCCCAGGACCCUCGCUCUGCCCUGUCCCCUCAUACCAGCAGCCUGCUGGGCCGGCUGGAGGGCAGGAUCAAGGAUCUGAAGGUGUGGCUGAGAGACACAGAGCUGUUCAUCUUCAACUCCUGUCUGAGGCAGGAAGCAGAGCAGGACCUGCAGGCCUCCACCCAGCUGCAGCACUUCAAGUCUCUGUGUCUGGAGGUACGUGGAAGGCGUAAGGGCGUGUCCUCUGUACUGAGGUUGUGCCAGCGGCUGCAGGAGCAGCAGAGUGUUUCAGACUCAGACCAACAGGCCCUGCAGCUUCAGCUGCUCACCGUCAACCUGGAGCGUCGCUGGGAGGCCAUCGUCAUGCAGGUGCUGCAGUGGCAGACACGCCUCCGGAGGUCCCUGGGGACAGAUCAGGUCCCGGGGAACCUUGUAGAGGCUGGUCUCAUGGACCUCCACGGCCCAGUAGAGGACUCCUGGGAGUGGGAUGAAAUGGACAUGACUAUCGUGGAGCACAUGGAGCCACAGGAAUUUGAUGACAAACAAAACGCUGAAUGUGAUUCAGGUCCAGGAUCCCCCGGGGCCAGUUUAGACUAUGACAAGUCCGAGGCGAGCCUGCAUGUUACUCAGCAAGGAAUAUUCUUGAGCGAAUCAUCCAGAGUGAUGCCUCUGUCUUCUCAGUGUCCCAGUGUCUAUCAGGUGUACAACCUGCAUAAUGUAGAGCUCUACAGACAGCCUCAAUUCCCCUCCGUACACAAGACCUCUUCUCCAGCCAAAGCUGGGAGAAAGCAGCCUCUUCUGAAGAGCCUGAGCAAAGACUCCUCCUUCUCAUCUGUGGAGUCCUUGCCAGACCUCCUAGGGGGACUGCUCGGCGGGGGGAUGCAUGGGGGCCGCGGCGAGUCUGCCCGCAGAUCAGAGAGCGAGAGCGGGAUAGUCAGCGAGGGCGACACAGAGACCACGGCCAACUCCGAGAUCUGUCUGGAAGACCCCAGGAGAAGGGGCAGCACCUCCCUCACACCGCCCACAGGAGACGACUCGCCUGGGGAAAAGGACGAAGAGAGGGACAGGGUGUGUGAUGAGGACAUUGACAGGAUCCUGGAGCGGGCCAACAAUGUAGCUCUGUAUGGGGACUGUGUGGCUGUCACGGCACUGAGAGACAUAGACAGAGACCAAAGUAGAUCCAAAGCAGGGAAGAAGAGGAGAGGAGGAGAGGAGGGAUGUGGAGGAGGGGAGAACUGGAGGAGACACAGGAGAGAGCCUGGUGUGGAGAUCCUGAUCAACGGACGUGGCUUCUGCCCUGACACCGAGGAAGAUGAGACUCACGAUGAGAGGAGAGUGACAGGAGGGAAGGGCCGUAGAGACGGAGAGAUUCCCCAUCUGUCCCAGGGGUCGUCCCUGGAGUCCCUAUAUGCAGCGGGGGAGCUAUUUCCAUCCUGCAAAGACACUCUGCAGCGCUCCAUGUCUCUAGAGAGCUGGCUGGCCCCAUGUAAGAGCUGGGAGAAGGCCGAGGGAGAGGGAGAUGGAGGCAGCCAGGGCAGCCUGAGGGAGCUGGGCCUGGGCAUCGGAGCCAUGGAGCCCACAGGGGAACUGAGCCGUAGGACUCUAGAGCUCCUCAAACGCCUGGAGAACAUCCAGACCCCACUACACGACCUGAAAAUGACACGCAGCAUCUCUGACAUCACCCUGCUGAGCAGCAAGUCCCUGCGCCUCCCGGGGGCCGGAUACGGAUCUGGGGGGCCCGGGCAUGCUGGGCGCCUCUCCGGGGGCCGGGGUGGUCCCCCCUCCUCAGUCAACGAGAGCUCGGCGGCGUCUCUGACGGAGCUGAGCAGCACGGAGGACUCGUCAGUGGGCUCUGAGGACCUGGCUGUGCUUAGGAACCGCUGCUGUCUGCUGGACUCCAAUGCCUCCUUCAGGAAGCACAACCACCGGGCCCAGCCGGGAGGUCAUCAUGGAGGUCACAGGGGUCAUGACGAGGCGGACGCCAGCAUCAGCAUGGUGGUCAACGUGUCGUGCACCUCGGCCUGUACGGACGACGAGGACGACAGUGACCUUCUGUCCAGUUCCACGCUGACCCUGACUGAGGAGGAGCUGGGUAUCAAGGAGGACGAGGAGGAGGACUCUUCAGUUACCUCUGAGGAGGAGUACACAGAGGGCUCCUUCGCCAUGGGCCUGGAGUACAUGAAGAACGAGUUCCACAACUGGAUCCAGAAGCCCUCCCGCUCCCAGCAGCAGUCCCAGUCCGGCUCCGGCAGAGACAAGAACCAAGGGGAUGACCCUCUAGGGGACGAGCUGCAGUGUGGCACCCUUUCCAGAGAUAACACUAGCAGGCCGUCUGUAGGCAACGAGCGCCACUCCUUCCUGAGCCCCACGGCGCUGAGGCUGCUUGAGUCCCACACCAACAGCAUCGUGAAAAAGGAGUGUCUCCAAGGGCGGGACGUGGUGGACACCAACAGGAAGAACGCCACAAGGAGCUACAUUAGCCAGUUUGUAGAUGACAUGGAGAACGGGAACGUGGACAACUCUCAAAUCAAAGGGAAGGAUGAGGACGAUGAGCUGUUGAGAGAGGAGGGGAGCCUCUUCACCAUGAAAGGGGAGUCCUUCAAAGAAUUCUAUGUGAACGAGUCAUCGAUGAAUGGAGGGGGGGACCAAAGAGGGGGUAUGAUCACGUCCACCACGCCGUCUUCAUGUGAGACGCUGUCCCAGCUCCAGGCCAAAGAGUCAUCUCUAGAGGGCCAGCUCCGAGGGGAGAUCCCCUGCCACAGCUCCAGCCACUCUUCCCCCUCUCUCUCUCCCCUGGAGGACUGCCGGGGGUCCCACCAACACCACAUCCUGCAGAGAACACCACACUCUGGGAACAACAGCCAGGAGAACCUCUUCUCCUCCUUCCUCAGUGAUGUCCACACCCAGCAGAGCAGACAAGAGGCCGGCUCCAACCCGGGCCCAGACCCCAACUCAGACCGCCCCUGCUGCAGCCACCCCCACCCCCAGCCUCCCCCACGCAAGGACCAGAAGAGUCAGGAGAACGUGCACAACUUUGUGAUGGAGAUCAUUGACAUGGCUUCUGUGGUUCUGAAGAACAAAGAGAGCCAGGCGGAAGACCAAGAGAGACCUGGACAGACUGGAGCCCAGAUCAGGGACAAGGUCCUGGAGCACUCCCACCGGCCCAUUCACCUCCGCAAGGGAGACUUUUAUUCCUAUCUGUCCCUCUCCUCCCACGACUCAGACUGUGGAGAGGUCAGCGUCUGCUUAGACAGCAAAAGCACCACCCCCUUACUGUCGACUACCCCAGACAUCCGGGACGAGGAGAUGCUGUUCGAGGCCUGCACUGAGGAAGUGUACCUGGGACCUCCUCUCUGCUACAGCAUGGCCAUCACCAAGAGGCCCAGGAGGCACAGUCCCAAACUAAUGGACUACUAUUCCUCCUCUCCCUCUGCCCAGAGUCAGAUCCAAGCACCUCUGCCUGCAUGCAAUGAAUACCAAAAAGCACAUGGUAUUUCUCCUGGAAGUAUAGCUGAGAGCCAGCUACAGUGCCAUAAUGAGGCUUCUUAUCUUAAUCCGUUACCAUGUGAAACUCUGAUAGACACUGUUGAAUGUUUAGCAGAUACUGAAAUGCUUGAAUCCAAUAUUUCCCCUGUAAUGACUAAGAUAAGAGUCUCUUGCUCCAGUACAAAUCCUUUAAAAGAGGAAGGCAGCCUCUGUAUUAAUCCUAAAAUUAACUGUCCCCCGAUAAGAAAGUGUGAUAGAGAUGAAAAAGGGCCUUCUUCACAGUGGAUGAAACAGAAGAGUGCCAGGAAAGGCCACAGCUCUCUUCAGGAAGUCAAGUCAACUCAUAAACAGCAACAGUCUCCAAGGUCAGGCGAAGGUUGUCGGGAGGUCGGGGGCCGGGGCCCCCAGGGUAGUGGCCCUGUCUCUGACGGCUCAUCUGCCUCAAAGACUAGAACCGCCAGGCCCCAGGUCAGGAGACAAUCAGGGAGUGUUUCCACAGUCACCUCCAAAACCCCUCUGUGAAGAGGAGUGAAGUGCCUGUGUGCAGUGUCCAUCCUGGUGGUCUGUGGCCUGGGCUGGGCUCUCUCCCCUGGUCCCCCUGUUCCCCUGGUGCAUGGCUCUGUCCAGACUGCUCUCCAGCUUCCUCCUCUUCCUCCUGGCUGCUGUAACGCUGACCCCUGACCUUUGACCCCCGCCGUCCUUUGCUCCUCCAAUCCUGUCCCAGACUGGAACUGAGCUACCUCACUGCUCUGCCGACCACCAUGCAAACCCCACGUCCAUUUCUCACCACACACACGCACGCACACACACACACACACACACUUAUUCCGCCAGUUUGCAUGGCAUUUCUCACUAUCUCAUCCGGUACUGUACAACCAGCUGCAGAUGUUAUAAGCCCAGGGCACAAGUUUUCCUUGUUUGCUGCAUCAGAACAAAGUAGGGUCAAAUUUGAAGAGGACACAUGGGGUGGAGGAAUCCUAUGAGAACAGCACUGCUGAGAGUUCCACAGAGUUCUGAGACUUCCAGCCCCAUGACAACGUGUGUUAAGAAAGAGAGAGAAGAGAGUGAUUGUGUUGUCACUCAACUGAUGAAGGAAAUGGAAGUUGGACCGAUGUCAUAAUGAAAGGCAAAAGCAAGUAGAUCUAUCUAUGCAACACGGCCCAGGUUGGAAACAGCUGAACAGUGUUGUGUAGUAUAAGAUUGAUGACGACUGUUGACUUAAAUUCAGUAUCUAUCUACCAUUUCCUUUUUUUUUAUUCCUAAGACAUAGAGGAACGUUACGAGGGAAGGUUUUAAACGUAAAAAAUGUGUGCCUUGCUAUUGUUGUUUCUUAUACCUUUUGUUAAAACACUGCUUACCCAGUUAGGUGUUCAAAAGAUGAAAGAAAAAAAGGACAACCGGCAAGGUUGAAACAGGCAUCUGUUUCUAUGUAUACGAUCUCCGACCUUGACGUAUAAUGAUGGUGUACAUGCUUUGUGUUUAGUGUAAAACUGUACGCGUUCUGUGAUGUGGAAUAUUAUGGGCCUUAAAGUGCUAGACUGCAUGGUUAAUAAAUAUACAAACAUGUUGAGAAAUAAACGUUAUUCAUUGGAAACCA
Oncorhynchus kisutch (coho salmon) is the source of this 8877-nucleotide messenger RNA. RefSeq names its product A-kinase anchor protein 6. The record is from RefSeq and is a predicted model, not a curated record. The transcript has 15 exons. The coding region runs from base 297 to 7802 and encodes 2501 amino acids. Lineage: Eukaryota; Metazoa; Chordata; Actinopteri; Salmoniformes; Salmonidae.